GUUCUCUCCGGACAGAGGCUAAGUCACAUUGUCUUCCUCAUAGCGAUGAUCGGGUCGCCUCUGCCGACCGAUACGUGCUCUCGACCGUCGAAUCCAAACGUUGCUGACCUCAGCGUGGACCCCAGCGGACCGGUCAACCGCACGCAACUCUUCCACUGCACCAGCUCCGGGUUCGGAGAACGUUCCGCUCCCAGCCGUUGCCCGUCCGAUCUCCAUCCAGCGGUCCGUAAUCGUCCUAGUAGAAUAAAGUCUCUCCUGUUCGUCCCCUUCGCCAUUCGCCUCCUCCCCCGUCUUCGUCCUGCGUCGCGGCCACCAUUUCGCAGGUCUCCCACGGCGACGGCGUCUUCUUAUCUAGAUCCAAUCCAGCACUCUCAGCUUCGUUCUCGUCGAAUCAUCGAAGCCGAGGCCGUUUCGUUGUUUUCCAAGUUCGGCGAUGGAUUUCAACUGAAAGUUCCUGAUUUUGACUUGAUCGGCCGGUUUUUCCUUCUCUUGGCUGUUGCAAAUUACUCGGCUCCGUUAUAUUUGUGGUAUAUCAAUCACCGUAUCCUCCCUCCUCUUCGGAUUUCUUAUUCAAAAGCUUGAAAAAGGUUCCCUUUUGGUUUGCAAUCCAUUAUAUGAAUCAAGUCGCGCUUCGAAUCGUUGAUUUGUAAUAGUUAUGGCAUCUAUCAGAAGAAAUAUAACCGCGUUGCAGCGGGGUGGAGAUUUGCACUACGGUGAUGAAAUUUUAGAUUCCAGCUUCUCCGACAAACUGUCUCAUUCUGACUUUACAUAUGUGAGCGGGAGAAGUUUGUUGAAGAGGCUUCUGACUUCAUUGUCGAGUAGGAUUCCUGAUAGAUUUACUAGCCUCCUGCUGCGACCAACGUCUCGGCUUGUGGAUAGGUCGAAAGCGAAGGGUCUGCGUUGGAAGAAACUCUUCUUCCGCAUUGCCCUUUUUUUCUCAGUAGGCUUGUUCAUUGGUUUCGCCCCAUUCUUUGCCGUGGAUAUUUCCGAGGAUUUAUCUCAGAGACGUCAAGAUUUCUCCUUUCCAGAAGAUCAUGCAAAUGCAGAGUCGCACAAGAACAUUAACACGGCGCGAAAGGAGGCGGCUGAAGAAUUGGAUAAAGUCAAGCUUUUGAUUGUUAUCACUCCAACUUAUGUUCGGCCAUUGCAAGUCUAUCAUCUGAAUCGUCUUGCCCACACAUUAGGCAAUGUUUCUCCUCCUCUGCUCUGGUUAGUCGUGGAGAAGUUCCAAAGGUCUGAUGAAACAGCGAGGAUCUUGAGGGGGUCUAGGAUCAUAUACAGACAUCUCGUGUGCAAGCGUAAUGCGACCAAUCAAAGAGAUGCUUGUCUGAAUACAGCUCUUUCUCACAUCGAAGAACACCAUCUCGAUGGAAUAGUGCACUUUGCCGAUGAGAAUGUAAUAUAUUCAAUCCAUCUCUUUGAUCAAAUGAGGCAAAUCAGGCGAUUCGGUACAUGGCCUGUUGCAGUUGUCACUGCUGCUCAGAAGCAGUUAGUGUUGGAAGGUCCGGUUUGCAACGGCAGCCAAGUUGUUGGAUGGCAUAAAAACAGAGGGAAACUAACCAGAAGGUCUCAUUCUUUUACAGCGGGAUUUGCAUUUAACAGUACCUUACUAUGGGAACCUAACAGAUGGGUCCGUAUCAACCCUGCGCCAAAACGAAAACAUGGAUUGAUAGAGGAGGAUUCUGAGGAGAUUGCUUUUGUUGAAGAACUCUUUGAAGACAAAGCCCAAAUGCAAGGGCUAGCAAAUAAUUGCUCUUCGAUUAUGGCCUGGCGCCUUGAGAUAGAAGCUCCACGGGUUCUUCAUCCCAAGGGCUGAUGUGCUCACUGAAGGAACUUUUAUCGGCAUUGAAAAUUCUGAUCAAACAUGAUGCGACAUCCAGCAGAUUGUCGUCUCAUUGAGUUUGCACUGGGCCGCUGCUACAUGAACAAAAUUUUGAUUGCCUGAAGAGAAAGCAAGGCCUGGAGACUAUAUACUCAUCUUCUCACUUAGUUUAUCUUCUUGAGCAAUUCAAUAGUGAUUUUGUUCAAGAUGGUUCACAAAAGUUGGAGCUUCAGAAUUCAGAUCCAUAGAGUUUGUAAAAAUUAGGAAACAUGCUUCAUUAAUCUGUGCUUGCUAUGUGGUAUAAGUUUAUAAUAUGUUCAUAGAAUGCUUCAGAUUCUUGUAACACCUAAUUCUUUGUUAUUAUGUCAUAUCAGAACAGUUCGUCCAAUGCAUUUUUAACAUGCUAGCUUCUUCUUUA
Messenger RNA from Zingiber officinale, 2240 nucleotides. Its product is annotated as probable beta-1,4-xylosyltransferase IRX9L. Gene Ontology annotation, molecular function: galactosylgalactosylxylosylprotein 3-beta-glucuronosyltransferase activity; xylosyltransferase activity. Bases 656 to 1816 code for a protein of 386 amino acids. The transcript is spliced from 4 exons. The record is from RefSeq and is a predicted model, not a curated record. Gene Ontology annotation, biological process: plant-type secondary cell wall biogenesis; glucuronoxylan biosynthetic process. Gene Ontology annotation, cellular component: Golgi membrane. NCBI's taxonomy places the organism in Eukaryota, Viridiplantae, Streptophyta, Magnoliopsida, Zingiberales, Zingiberaceae.